Durio zibethinus is the source of this 962-nucleotide messenger RNA. RefSeq names its product B3 domain-containing protein At3g25182-like. Lineage: Eukaryota; Viridiplantae; Streptophyta; Magnoliopsida; Malvales; Malvaceae. Gene Ontology annotation, molecular function: DNA binding. The record is from RefSeq and is a predicted model, not a curated record.
AUGUUAAGUGAUUUAAAGAAUGUUGAUGAUGGUGGUUCAUGGCAGAAACUGAUGGAGGAGUUUGAAUCAGUAACAAAUAGUGAAAGGCAGAGGCUGAGGAAACUAACUGAGAUUGUGUUGGAAGGGUUUAUAAAUCGCUUAACCAAUGGAAAUACCAAAGGGACGAAGAAACAGAAGAUGAUCAUUGAGAAAAAGCUGGGUACCAAACGUUGCGUCGGGACUGGAAUGGAAACUUGUGUUGAAGAUGGAGAAGAAGAGUUGAUCACCAGGAACACAAAGAAGCCCAAGACAGGCAACAAUGAAAACACCCAGAAGCCGAAGCUGAAGAACCAGAAUCAGAAACCCGAUCGAACAUUGGUUGAGCUUACUGCGUUAGGUUUAGAACCGCCUCCCGACAUGCCAGAAGCGUUCAAGAAUGUGAUUGAAACCGUGGGUGGGUCUGAAAUAAAGCUGGUUAUACAAAAGUUUAUACAAGUUACUGAUUUGAACCCAUCCCAAAAUCGUUUGUCAAUGACUGUGAAACAAGUUAGGAUUAAGUUUUUGAGUGAAACUGAGGAGGAAAAAGUGAAGAACAAUGGAGUAAUAGAUGUUGUAUUCGUAGAACCAUGUCUUAAGGUAUCUAAGUUGCACUUAACCAAAUGGGACAUCGGAAAGACCUGCUCUGCUUAUGUUUUCAAGACCGAGUGGAAUGACAUUGUGAAGAACAAUGCCGACAGUCUCAAGCCAAAAGCGGUGGUGCAGAUUUGGUCGUUUCGCGUCGGACCGGAAUCAAAGCUUGGUUUUGCCAUGAUCAAGGUUAGAGACGGGGGAGAUGGUCACAUGGUCAAUUAGCCAAUGAAUUUAAGGUUCAAGUGGCUAAGAUUCUAACAAAUUAAUUAAUGUAACUGCUUAUGUUUUCAACCAUUAGUAUCCAGGUUUAGAUUUCUUUAUGUUUGGGUAUUCUUUUUGUAAUGGAAUUUACU